This is a messenger RNA of Lodderomyces orthopsilosis Co 90-125, 684 nucleotides long. RefSeq lists its product as uncharacterized. The coding region runs from base 1 to 684 and encodes 227 amino acids. The record is from RefSeq and is a predicted model, not a curated record. The transcript has a single exon. Gene Ontology annotation, cellular component: prospore membrane; lipid droplet; ascospore wall. Lineage: Eukaryota; Fungi; Ascomycota; Pichiomycetes; Serinales; Debaryomycetaceae.
AUGUACUUGUUAAUGUUUUCAUUCAUUUAUCCUAUUGCAGCUGUCAUUUACACUUUGCUAAUUGGGCCAUUGGGAGUAGUUGCAGCUUGGUACUCAAUAUAUCAGCACUCAAGUAUCAUUUCUCGGAUAAUUGUGACAAUAAUAUUACUCCCACAUAUUCAAAAAGUGGCCUACGAGGCAGUACUUAGUCGUGAAAGUAACAAUCUGUUUGUGCGAUUACUAAGAGCCAGAAAUGGUUAUCGAACAGAAUCAUUGUCAAUAUGGAGUAGAACUAAAAGUUAUUUGUAUGAUAUUUGGCGAUUUUCAAUUUUCCCCAUGCUGUUGCCAAGGAUGAUUGUUUUGUGUCUCAUUAGCUUCAUUCCAAUAAUUGGUCCUAUAUUGGUGUUCUAUUUCCGUGUAACGUCAAAGGGGUUUUUAGCUCAUAGAAGAUAUUUCAUUUUGAAAGGUUACCACAAAACAGAGAUGAAGCAAACUUUUAGAGCUAAUAGACCAUCAUAUAUUGCAUUUGGACUCGCGGCUAUCUUGCUUGAGAUGAUACCAUGGUUUGACAUUUUGUUUAUGUUUACCAAUACUAUUGCGGCAGCUUUGUGGGCUGUGGAUAUAGAGAAUAAAGAGAGGCAAGCAUUGCAUCAGAUUGGGGAUGAAUACAUUGUUGAGUUGGAUCGGGAAUCAACCUCGUUUUGA